GACCUUUGACAUGCCCAUGUAAACAAUUUUCAGUUGUCAAGAAUAGCUGAAACUUCGAUGUUUAUUGUGGUGCCAGCUGUUUUGUGCAAUAUGGUGGUAACAUGAUUGUAACCCUCAAUGGAGUGCUAUGAUAAGAUCACAACAUUAGGCCAAGGGGGUGGCGGCGCAGUCUAUCUAGUUAGACAUCAGAUUAGUAAAAGGCUUCUAGCGUUGAAGAAGAUUCAGCUGGAUGAGAAGAGAAAGACAAGAACCAGAGAUGCGGUAGAGAGAGAAGCAAAGAUCCUGUCCCAGUUGAGGCAUCCCCAUAUUGUCACGUAUCAUGAUUCUUUCUUUGAGGAACAACCAGAGUCUGUCUACCUCUGUAUAGCACAGGACUAUUGCGAUGGCGGAAACCUAGACGAGAGGAUACAGACGGCUAAGCACAGAGGCAAGCCGUUUGAUGAAGGACGGAUUAUGCAAUGGUUCAUACAGCUAGUCAUGGCUGUACAGUACAUACACUCCAAGAAAAUACUUCACAGGGAUCUAAAAACACAGAAUGUCUUCCUGACCAAGAGCGAUGUAGUCAAACUAGGUGACUUUGGUAUCUCCAGGACGUUGGAGCACACCGUUGACAAGGCCAAGACCUGCGUUGGGACCCCAUGCUACCUUAGUCCAGAGGUCUGCCAGGACCAGCCUUAUAACAACAAGUCUGACGUCUGGGCUCUUGGUUGUCUUUUGUAUGAGGUGUGUGCGUUUGAGCCUGCGUUCGACGCUCACAACCUUCUCAGUCUCUAUUACAAGAUCGUCAAAGGUGAUAACCCUACCAUUCCGUCCACGUACUCUACCGAUCUUCAAGAUUUAUUAACGUUUAUACUAGAGAAAGAUCCAGACAAAAGACCAAGUGCUACAACGAUUCUCUCUCAGGACUAUGUGCAAUACCAUCUUAGUAACUUCAUAGCGGAGAAAGAGCUCUUACAGCAGCAGCUUGCAACCACUACCACCAAACCUCAAACUGGCUCCUCCCCCAUCGCUAGGUCAAAGGUCAUCAAUGUCUCAAGCACAUUACGAAACCGUCCAAUGUCUGCCAGUCACAGGACGAGGGCGUCGUUACAAACAACUCAAACUGAUCGCCCUCCACCCAGGAGCAAGUCGUCUCUCGGUAUGCUGCCCUCUAUGCCACAGACUUGCACAGGAGAUGCCAUAAAGAAAUCACCAGGUUUACCUCCGAUCAUCCGUCCGCCCCUGGAACCUAGUGAAUCGGGCGACUACCCUGAUGACUUUGAUAGCAGCGACGAAGAGAGGGAGAGACCGGCUAAGAAUCGGACCGAUGGAGAACGCCCCCUAGUGACAACGUUGAGGCAGGUUUCAGAGAUGGAAGUUGAAGUACCAGAGGAGUGUGUAUCUGUGUCAAACUCUGACGAAGACAUAUCAAAACCCAUAUCCAUUUUUUUCUUCGUUCAUUUUUCAGAUAUCCCUGAGGAACUAGAGGUGGAGGAGGAUGCAGAAGAAAGCAAGAAAGAGAGAAGAACUGAAAGGAUAGAAGAGGAGGGAGAAGGAGAAGAAGAAUAUGCGAGUGAUUUUGAAGAAGAGGAUGAGGUUCUUGAGGGUAUCCUGAGCAAUGCAAGAACUGCAGCCAAUGUGGAGGUUCAUAACACCGAUCAGGACGAUAGCUUUGAGGACUCGGCGAACCUCUCGGAUGACAUCACAAGCUGUAGGCAGCUUCUAGCUGAUGAAUGCCGAGGGGUCCUAGGUAAUGAUAUCUUCUCUGAGAUUGAAUCUAAGAUCAGAGAGAACAGAGGGAAAGAUCUAGAUCCUGAUCAGCUCAGACUCCAAUUUGAAGAAGCUAUUGGAAGCGAGAGAAUGGAAACCUGCUACCUUCUUAGUGAGCUCCUGUCAGAGGUUCAUGACGCAGAAAGCAGGAAGAUGGGAACGAUACCAGUCUCAUGACAUGCACUCAAUGAUGAGGGAGACCAUCUCUCCUAGCUGGCAUGUUGCUUCCUAUACUGUAUGUGUUGAAUUACAAGAACAAUGUAACACAUAAUAAUAAUAAUAUUCGGCUUUUAUAUAGCGCUUAAUACAUCAACAAUGUGUCUAAGGGCUUUACAGGUAU
Strongylocentrotus purpuratus (purple sea urchin) is the source of this 2089-nucleotide messenger RNA. Its product is annotated as serine/threonine-protein kinase Nek6. Gene Ontology annotation, biological process: protein phosphorylation. The transcript has 16 exons. Bases 118 to 1926 code for a protein of 602 amino acids. The record is from RefSeq and is a predicted model, not a curated record. Gene Ontology annotation, molecular function: ATP binding; protein kinase activity. NCBI's taxonomy places the organism in Eukaryota, Metazoa, Echinodermata, Echinoidea, Camarodonta, Strongylocentrotidae.